AUGGCGACAACAGAAAACCAAGAUUCGGCUGAGGCCACCCGGUUAGAAAAUACUCAGACGGAGACAGCAGUAGAUGUGACGCCCUCGAAACCAAUCCAUUCCCUCGUUGUCGAUACUGGUCCUCUAAUUAAGAACGACCCUCCCAUCAGCACACUCAUCGCCCAAGCGCAUGAACUGUACACCCUCCCCUCCGUUAUCUCCGAAAUCCGCGACGCAGCCACAAGAGCGCGCGUCGAGACUACACUUCUCCCAUUCCUGAAACUGCGUAGUCCGAAACCGGAGAGCGUCAAGUUCGUUACUGAUUUUGCGCGACGCACCGGCGACCUCGAGGUGUUGAGUAAACCAGACAUACACUUAAUCGCAUUAACGUACGAGUUAGAGUGUGAGAGAAAUGGAGGUGAUUGGAGAUUACGGAAAACCCCAGGGCAGAAAGGGCUAAAUGGCAAGGCGCCGAAAAGGGACGAAGAUGGCGUUUCCGAACAGAAAGAGGAGGAAAGCGAACCCGCAAACGUGGAGGAAUCCUCUGAAGAACAAAAUAAGACAGAGCAGAUCCCAUUAGAGAUCUACGAAGAGGAGAGUACAGAAGAGAACGCCGAGAUACAGAAGCAACCAGCUAUCCAGCAAGAAACGGUCACCCAGGCACUCGACUCUCUUAGUCUAGAGCCAUCCACAUUGCCAACUAUGGAAACCAUAUCAAAUAACACCACGACGCCAGAAACAACCACACAAGAAGCGCAAGAAGACGAGGACGAAGACGGUUGGAUCACACCCUCCAACCUCAAGAAGCACCAAGCUAAAGACAAGCUCUCCGGCCCCGAGCAACCGAUCCAGAAAUUCCUACAAGUCGCACUCCUCACAUCCGAUUACGCGAUGCAGAACGUCCUCUUACGCAUGAACCUCAACCUUGUAUCGCCUAGCCUAGCGCGCAUCACCCGCGUCAAGACCUGGGUGCUGCGAUGCCACGGCUGCUUCGCCAUCUCCCGCGAUAUGAGCAAGCAGUUCUGCCCCCGCUGCGGACAGUCUACACUCACACGCGUGAGCUGCUCCACGGACUCAGCCGGGAACUUCACCGUACACCUAAAGAAAAACUUCCAGUGGAAUAAUCGGGGCAACGUGUAUAGCGUGCCAAAGCCGGUCCACGGGUCCUCGAGCGGAAAGGCGAAGAAUACAGGUGGUGGGAAGAAUGGUUGGGGUAGAGAGCUGAUAUUGGCGGAGGAUCAGAAGGAGUUUGUGAAGAAGAGUACGGAUCAGAGGAGAGCUAGGCAAAGGGAUCUUAUGGAUGAGGAUUACUUGCCGGGGAUAUUGACGGGAGAUAGAGGGGCUGGAGGUGGGAAUGGGAGGGUUAGGAUUGGUGCGGGGAGGAAUGUAAAUUCGAGGAAAAGAUGA
This is a messenger RNA of Annulohypoxylon maeteangense, 1386 nucleotides long. Its product is annotated as D-site 20S pre-rRNA nuclease. The transcript has a single exon. NCBI's taxonomy places the organism in Eukaryota, Fungi, Ascomycota, Sordariomycetes, Xylariales, Hypoxylaceae. The record is from RefSeq and is a predicted model, not a curated record. Gene Ontology annotation, biological process: ribosomal small subunit biogenesis; maturation of SSU-rRNA. The coding region runs from base 1 to 1386 and encodes 461 amino acids. Gene Ontology annotation, cellular component: preribosome, small subunit precursor. Gene Ontology annotation, molecular function: RNA endonuclease activity.